UUCAUCACAUUUUUAAAAUGGCGGCAUUCUGCACGGGCAGUGAGCGUACUUUUCGGAGAUGAAAUUUAUAUCUCUUCAAGCUCUAUGAACAAAUUUCGCUCACUAUGAUUGAAGUUUGUUCUUUAAAACGUAUAAUAUUUCUCACCGUCUUCUUGAUUGGGGCAUGCCUGAUGAUCCUGACCUUGGAGAGCAUUCUGUCAGAUCACGAUGGAAAUCACAACAUGUCCAACUCGUCAGAGGGUUGCUGGGAAAGAGAGGACUAUGUAGUGAAGCAGAAAUGUGUUCCAUGCACAGAGUUUGAAAGGGCUAGCAAGCACCUCCCCGUUUGCAUCCAGUCAAAGUACAAGGAGCUGGUCACUUGCAAGGCCUCUGGCGAUGCUUAUCGCAAGUGCGAGAACGAGAACGAGGCCCAGCGGUUCUGGAUCUUUGAGGGCAGCGUGCUGGUCACGGGACUCUUCAGCUCCCUCUCCGUCGUGUUUCGACGGAAGCACCUGGACCGCAAGAUGAUGGAGCGCAUUCAGCAGCAAGUUGCAGCCGGAGUCUGAUUACCCCCCUCCACGAGACGCAACGUUGCCCGAGUGCGAGCGCCGUUCAAGGAACCCCCGGUUUUGUCAAUGGGCUUAUUUAUUUGGUCGGGGAUGUAAUAAACCCACUUUGCGGAUGUCCGUCCCUUUAAACGAGGCUCCGAUAAGUUGCGUAGCGACGCAACGAAAACGUCACUCGACGGCAGCACUGCAUAACGUGCAGCCCACGAGUGGUUUUUGUGCAGCCCGCGGCUCCAUCCUUAGCUCGCUAGCCCAAGAAGUGUGCGGGCAAAGCGUUAAAUCAGGCUGAGUGCACAUUAAAUCGUUUGUGGUUGUUUCCACCACGUAUGCGCACAGGCUUUUGGGUUGCGGCACAUGAUCACAACAGUUAAUAAUUGACUAGGUGUUGUCUAACCAGUGUGUUGUGCCAUUCUCCGAAACAGGUAUCAGCGAGGGAAAUGCCACAAGUGUCGAACCCAAUUUCGUUUAAAAGCUGAAAUUCAAUUGCUUUAGGAAGACAUAAACCUACUUCACCGUGCACCAUAAAGUACCUAGUUCAAGGACAUUUCCUACCGGCACGAAUGCCAAUGUGCAUGUCGAGCACACACACAGGCCUGCCAAAAAUAUGCUUUCGUUGCACCAAAGGGAGUAGCUAGUGUUUUCUUGAGUUCGUCCAAACAUCACAUAUUUGCAGAGAAUUGGGUCGUCGUAGUUGGUGAGAGUGCUACUCACCACACCACACAAAAUGGAAACCCCGUAGUACUGAGUGAUUGGCCAGAAUAAUCCUCUUUUUCUAAGCAGCAAGAAGAUCGCAACAUCCAGCGAAGUCUCGUAGCAGGAGAACAUUGGAAAUGCACGACUCCUUUCUAUCAUUUAACUCCAACAUAGGUACAUAAUUUCUUUAAAAAAAAAAAUCUUUUUUUUUUAGUUCUUACGACACUUUUUCAAAUUUAUUCGAAUACAUAGAACCAUUUUAUAGCAUUUUCCUCUAGAUACAGCAUUCUGUGAUGCAUUAAGAAAGCAGAGCCGCGCACUUAUGAUUCUGGGUAUUGUCAGAGUGUGGACAAUAAAAAAAACCUGCAGCAUUUUUUUGUUGCGCAGCAGCCCCA
Molecule: messenger RNA, 1633 nt
Organism: Ixodes scapularis (black-legged tick)
Lineage: Eukaryota; Metazoa; Arthropoda; Arachnida; Ixodida; Ixodidae
Gene: JTBR
Product: protein JTB
Exons: 4
Coding region: 105-545 (146 amino acids)
Biological process (GO): mitotic cytokinesis
Cellular component (GO): cytoplasm; centrosome; membrane
Source: RefSeq, a predicted model, not a curated record